This is a messenger RNA of Lytechinus pictus (painted urchin), 1947 nucleotides long. Its product is annotated as glutathione S-transferase omega-1-like. Gene Ontology annotation, cellular component: cytoplasm. The transcript has 7 exons. Gene Ontology annotation, molecular function: glutathione transferase activity; glutathione dehydrogenase (ascorbate) activity. The record is from RefSeq and is a predicted model, not a curated record. Gene Ontology annotation, biological process: glutathione metabolic process. NCBI's taxonomy places the organism in Eukaryota, Metazoa, Echinodermata, Echinoidea, Temnopleuroida, Toxopneustidae. The coding region runs from base 131 to 856 and encodes 241 amino acids.
GAGCGAGAUCGAUGAUCUGCAUUUAUUGGAAAAGAAGCAAAAGAAGGCGAAAAGUACAGUGGAGCUAAAGCCUAAACCGAGAUAAAUAGUCAGUUUCCCGAAUUGAGUUUGGCGAAUUUCUUUUGUGAGGAUGACUCCGUCUCCAAAGCCUAAUCCAAAGCAUAUUGUACAAGGAGAGCCACUCCCACCUCUGAAGAAGGGAGUUCCUCGUCUCUACAGUUACCGGUUUUGCCCCUUUGCUCAUAGAGCUCGUCUGGUGCUGGCUGCCAAGAAUGUUGACUAUGAAUUGGUCAACAUAAGCCUCACUAAGAAACCAGAAUGGUACUUCUCAAAGAAUCCCUUUGGAACUACCCCAUGCUUUGAACAUGAUGAGAAGAUUGUGAGAGAUUCUACCCUUGUCUGUGAAUACGUAAAUGAUGCUUACCCUGAUCAUGGCAACUUAUGGCCAAGUGAUCCAUACAGAAAGGCUCAGGAUAAGAUGCUUCUGGAUUACUUUGGGAGCAAGAUAAGUCCACCAUUCUUCAAGGCCACGUACCAUCCGCCGGAAUCCCCUACUGAAGACUAUCUAGCCAUCUAUCAGAAGGAGCUCUAUGUUCUUGAAGAUGAGCUCAAGAAAAGAGGCACUGCUUUCUUCUUUGGCAACAGGCCAGGAUUAGUUGAUUACAUCAUGUGGCCAUGGUUUGAAAGGUGGACUGUCUUUGGAGAAGAGUUCAAACGAGACAAUUAUCCUACGCUAAUGGGAUACUGUGCUCGAAUGAAAGAAGACCCGGCUGUGAUAGAAGCAUCUACCCCUGACGAAAUCUACCAAGAUCAGUUUAAGAGAUUGUUGGAGAAGAAUCCCCAGGAUGAUUACUAGGGACUGUCUUGUCUAUCAGCAUACAUCCUCAGGGGGCUCGCACACCUUAAGCCCUUCCCCCCUGGAUCCGCGCCUGAACUAUAUUUGUGUGUUUCAUUAUUUAAACAAUAUUAGGGCAUGUUUUAUACCCAUUUGACAAUCGUGACAGAGUGGUGCUUUUUUAUAGCAGUAUUCAAGAACAGAUAUGUAUCAUUUUUUGUAUCACCUCAGUCUGUAUAUAUUAGGUUACUAAACUGAUUAACUUAGCAUUCCAUUUUAUUUUAUCCUAUUUUUAAUAGAGCAGAAGGCUAUGUAUAACUGGUAGUUUUGUACUGAAUUGUUGAUCAUUUAAUGACUAGAUUAUAUAUGUGAACUUUAUUUUUUUACAGAUAUUUUUGUAAGUUAGCUCAAAGCAUUCAUUUCAGGAAUUAUUGAACUAAUAUCUAUUGCUUGAAGCAUGACUAUUCAGUUGCAGUGAACUUGUACACCCGUUUUCAUAUCACCUUGUUUCAUGUACCUAUGUACCCUUCAUAUUUCUCUCCUAUGAAUGACAGAGACCCAGAUAGUUUUUAUCGUUGAUUGAAUUGAUUGGAAACAAAAUCUGAGAUUUGUUAAUCUAUAUACGGGAGAUGUUCUUAAAUAGAUGGUAAAACCAUUUUUAUAUGGUUUAAAAGCACUGUUUGCAAGAGUUCUAUGAAUAGGCUGGAAAUAUUUCAAUAUUUUCACCUUCUGUUGGAAGCAUUUUCAUUUUAUUAAAAUUGAUUUAUGCUCCAUGAUACACAUGUGAUUGUUCCAUGAAACAGUCUGGUAAUAUUUAAUUGUCCAGAAAUUUUUAAAACCAAGUAUCCAAUGAAUUGAUUUUUUGCCAUUUGAAAGGAAUAUUUGUUUCAAAUCAAGUAUAAACAAAUGAAUAGUUGGGAUGUUGGCCGACUGUGUUCCCCUUCGAUUUAUAGGACACUGAUGUAUGUAUUCAAGGUUUUUUUUACUACAUUAUGUCUUUCACAUGUCCAAUAUAUUUAAUUGUGUAGCAACUUCUUUUGUGUACAAUUCCUUUUUGUUACCGAUAUGCUGGUAAAAGGUCAAGUCUACACCCAAAACCAGAUAAAUCUGUG